Messenger RNA from Eimeria mitis, 3177 nucleotides. RefSeq lists its product as uncharacterized. The record is from RefSeq and is a predicted model, not a curated record. NCBI's taxonomy places the organism in Eukaryota, Apicomplexa, Conoidasida, Eucoccidiorida, Eimeriidae.
AUGAGUUCCAAAACAGGGCCUCCAGAUUGGCGCGACCAGCAAGCUCACCUCGAUCAUUGCUCGCCGCGCUUUUUGCAGUUUCGGCGGUCGUAUUUCUUGCUUAUCUGUGCAUCGGGUGGCGAAGAAAAUUACGACUCAGAAAGCACAUGCAGCGCAGACUCACCUGCAGAGGCCUCCCCAGAAGGCCAAUCUGUUAUGCUCGUUCAGCUGGGUUCUGCUGCUGGAGAUAGUGAGGGUGGAGAUAUGCAAACGCAGCAAGGAAGUACGUUGCCUACGGAUCCAAUAGACACAGCCUCUGUAUCUUCUGGACUAGUUGUAUCGAGAGCAGCAAAUCCGCAACUGGAGACACAACGGAGGCGAACAGGUGCUAACAGGAAGCGAAAAGGGCAGCCCAUCGUGGAGAAGGAGGCUAAACAGUCUACACGUGGCACACCGUUUGCGGAGACUCCCCUGCAGCCUCCGCCUCCCCCUCUCGACACUGGUCUGGUUUCAGUCAGUGACUCCGUCUUGCUUGGAGAUGAAGGCCCCUUGCUCCAAGACGUUUGGCUCUUUGAUGCAGUUGGCUCGAGGCUCCCGAGAUGGGGAGGUGACUCUGCGACACCUUUUGUGCAGACUCCCCUGCAGCCUCCGCCUCCCCUUUUCGAUCCUGAGCUCGAUUCACCUGUUCAUUCUCCGGUCUUUGAAGAUAUAGACGUAUUGAGCGGAGAUGCUUGGCUUCUUGAUGAUGAACUACUGCACUCCACACCGGAUUCUUCCACUGCAUCGAUGCCCCCGGCAUUGGGAGGUAGUUCUGUGGGGCCCGGCGCUGGACCAGCCCACGGGAACGCUGAUUAUGUGCUGCCCUCAACGACGUCUGGAUUGCAAGAACCUAGUGAAGAUAGAGGCAACGAAUGGCCCCUAUCUGCUGGCGGUUCAGGCUACCAAAUGCAACAGGGACUACCUGCCGGAGCUGGAACUCUGCACAGUGGGCCUUCUCACGGGGCAACACCAGCGACAAGGGGAUCUCCUCAAGCACACACAGCAGAAGCGCCGGCUGCUUCCAAAGAGGGAAAAGCCACCAGCUCUAAAGCAACACCUGCAGGCUCCUUGCCGUCUUCGUCCACGGCAUCUUCUGCCUUGCGUGACCCUUCCUCAGGAGUCACGCCGUUUCAAGGAGUUGGAUCAGCUGAACAGUCACCAUCUAUGGCAAACCUAUUAUCUGAUACAUCCGCCACUCCCUACUUCAGCUGGCUCGAAGGUGUGUAUCCAGGGCUUCCUGACAGCAUCCUGGUGACGCAUCCGUUUUACCGUUACCCGGACUCUAAGCCGCCACCCAGCACCAGAUGCUUUAGUGCAUCCAUAGCAGUGACGAAUUCCCCACUUCAGAGGAGCCCAUACCCACUGCUUUUUCAGUGCAGGAAAAUAAUGAAGAAGUCGUCGCUGUCCGCGGAGGACUUCGAAAACCUUCUUUUCCACGCAGAACGCCUCUGUGGAUAUGCAAUCGGGAAAAUGUCACUAAGCUACCGAGGCAAUCAAGCGAUGUGCGCCAGAGAAACUCUCGGAGUGGUUUUUCUUGUCAUCGAUACUCUGUACUGUGCAGCAAAAAUAUUGGGGGAACGCUCGAUGAAGGAGCUUUGGUGGCCUUGGAUAAUUCGUCGCAUAGAAGGUGUAAGGUACACUCCCAGCGCAGUGAUACUGUCGCUUAGCAAGUGCUUGAGGAACUUAGACGUCGCACGCACGCUGUCUGCAGCGCUAGAAUACUACAGAAGAGGCGAGCGUCCUCCGCCUCGCAUGGUGAUCGGCUUGAAGGAAGCGCUAUUCUGUGAACAGUGCCCUUCGUCGAAGUUCAAUCAAGAAAAGUGGGACUUAUGGAGGGAAGACGUGAGGGGCUGGCGCCGACACAUACAGCUGAUGUUGGCCGAAAUAGUUGGAACAACGCGUUCCGCAACACAUGACAUUCCGCCCCGUCUCUGCACUGGCCCCAGCGUUGUGCGCGUGUAUGGCGAGGACGCCUGCAGAUUGGGGGGGAGGUCAUCUGCUUUAUGGCAACUCUUCUCUUUUUCCACUGGAAAAAGCAUAGCUGAUUUGCCGCUUAACCGCAAACUGGCAGACCGCUGGGGUGGUGAAGAAUGCGAGGUCUCCCAAGACUCGCAAGUCCGGCUUGAAACGGUGGUUGAGGAGACCCCUCUCCAGCCUCCGCCUCCCCCUCUCGAUCCUGGUCUCGAUUCACUUAUUGAUUCCGUGUUGUCUGGAGCCACCAGUCCCUUUUCCGAAGACUUCUGGCUUGCCGAUGAAACGCAGCUGCACCCCACCGCUGGUUCCUGUAUUAGAUCGAAGUCCUCGAGAUCAGGAAGCGAGUCUGCGUCACCUGUUGCGGAGUCCACACACGAGGCUCCGCCUCCCCCGCUCGAUCCUGGUCUCGAUUCACUUAUUGAUUCCGUGUUGUCUGGAGCCGAGGAUCCCUUGCCUGAAUAUUUUUUUCUCGACGAUGAACUGCAGCAACACCCCUCCGUGGAUUAUUUCAUUGGCUUGCGGCCCGCGGUGUUGGAAGAUGCCUCGGAGACACCGAUCGUGCCGGUUCCGCAGCGCUCUCCACCCGCUCCCGAUCCUAAUGUCGAUACACAUGCUGAUUCCGUGUCGUCUAGAGUCGAAUAUCUCUCUUCCGAAGACGUUUGGAUUCCCAAUGGGGAGCCACUGCGCCCCACACCGGGUUCCUCCAGCGUUUCGAUGUCCCCUGCAUUAGCAGGCGACUCUGAACUAUCGGGUCCUAAGAGAGUCAUAGAAGGGAGGAACCUCGGAAAACCGUCACUUGCUGACACGUCAGGCCACCAAAUACAGCGACGACCACCUGUCGGUGCUGAAUCCGCGUACAGUGGGCCCUCCCCCGAUGCAGCAGAGGUGACAAUGGGCCCUCCUCAAGCACUCACACCACGACCGCUCGCAUUUCCGAAAGAGCGAAUGGCCACCAGCUCUAAAGAGUCAGUUGACGAGUCCUUGCCGUCUUCGUCGAGGGACUCUCCUGGCUCGUGGCAGCUACCUUUGCGCGUCAAGCUGCUUCAAUACAGUGGAUCAGUUGUGCAGUCGGCACGUGUGGAAGAGCUACCUACUGAUGCAACCGUCAUUUCCCACUUCAAGUGGCUCGGAGAUUUGUUUCCAGGAAUUCCUCUUGAGGUCUUCCACCGUCGAAAGUGUUGUUGA